Cyclocybe aegerita is the source of this 4743-nucleotide messenger RNA. Lineage: Eukaryota; Fungi; Basidiomycota; Agaricomycetes; Agaricales; Hemipholiotaceae. The record is from the annotation of a GenBank genome assembly.
AUGGCGUCCUCGCAGGCGUUGCCGGAGCCCAUGAACUCCUCGCCUCACCACCCAAAGGUCAAACUAACGACGACGCUCGCCGACCCCACUUUUGUUGCUGGGAAACACGUUUCUGGCAAGUUGGAAAUGGAAUGUAGAGCUGAUAGAGGUCUUGGAAUUGGGAUCAUGAUGGUUGAACUGUUCGCCAUCCAAGAGUUGACGUCUAGGGAUCAUUCUGCGACUUCUACGUUUAUUCAUAGUCGACGCCUCUUCCAAGGACCUGGUCUCCCACCGUCUAACGCUGUUCAAGCGCACCCAAUGCCCGGCGACCCUCCUUUACCGCAGCACUACUACCAGGCCCGCCGAGGACGUUCGACAUUCCUCUUUCGGAUUCCUAUUCCUGCAUCCUCCCCUUCGUCCAUCACGUUCAGCUCUGGAUUGGCGAAGGUUCGCUAUGAGCUCCGUGCGAGCGUUGGAGUAUUCUGGAAGAACGAGAAGCGGCUGGUAGUAGACAAACACUCCGUUGACGUUGUAGAGGCGUAUCCGGACGACGCAUGUCUGGGUCGAAUUCCGGAGGCGGUCGUUGUGGGCGAAAGUGGGAAGCUUUGGAUGCAAGGGCGGUUGACGUCUGGCGUGGUCACGGCUGGUGGAAGCGCGUGCUUGGAGCUUCAGGUCAAGAAUCACUCGAGCAAGAAGAACACUGGCUUGACUCUAGCUGUAACUCGAACUCUUUACCUCCCAGCCGGAACGCAACGGCAAGCUCCUGUCCUUAUCUCUGACACCCUUACAACGGUUCCUUUUCGUGGUCCGGAAUAUAUUGUCCCUCCUGGGGCAGAAGGAGUGGCAAAUUUGGUGUUCGACGUCCCAAAAUAUGCGCGAGGUGUGCGUGGAGGAACACUUGAUGGCGAGGAAUCAGAAGGAGGUCCCAGGCACAGUGAAUCUCUUUUCGAGAUCCGCUGUAAAGUUGAGGUCAAGUUCACCUUGGGAAUGGGCAGCAAAGACCUCCUGUUGGAAAUGCCAAUCGAUAUCGUCCAUCCAAAAGCUCUUCCGCCUCCUCAAGACCUACCAGGCCCUUAUGGACAACCUUAUUCCGUUGCUGAACCCGUUUAUGACUACAACCCGUAUUAUCACCCACCCACUUCUCCUGCUCCGCUCCAACUGCCGUACAUCGACCCUAUCCAGAACCAGGUCUGGCUUCCUCCACCCCCGAUACCCAUCCAAGGACACCCGUAUUAUCAACCUACACCGCAACCCUAUUACGCCGCUCAAGACCCAACUCUUUUCGUUCCAGCAAACGGUGCACCACAUAUACCCCGGCCUCUGAGCGCCGGUCCAGUGGCCUCUGCGUCGCAGAUGCUGUUACCGGUGGUUCCGGGUCUUCCAGAUCCUUAUGCUCCAGCGCCGUUAUUACCUCUGCACGACCUUGCGCAUCCACCAGAACCCAUGGCGCAGAGCCACGAGGCAGAGGAGGGUAAAGGCGAGCGUGCUCUCCGUGUUACGCAGCACCUCAGAAUGUCGUCGAGAACUCGCUCAGUGUCUCCUCAAAGCCAUCGAUAUCCGCUUCCUGUUCCACCACAAACCAUGCUCGAAAACGCCGCUGCAGCUCCGAUUUCGAUACCUUUACAAAGGCAGGGACGUCGGCUGCCUGCUCCGCCUCCUUUGCUUCUUCGGCAGGACAACUUGUCAACGUCGCCGCCUGGGGGUAGUGAUGGCGUCGUACACUCUCCUCGACCACAGCUUACGCCGAAGCAUUCGUUUACGCGAGAUCCGGUACUUGGCGCUACGGUCAAAAGCGAGCGGGUCGAGGAGCUCGAGAAGAUGGCGGACGUUGUGGCGAGGAAGAGCCAAGACCUGUCCAACGACGUUCCGAAGGGCAUCAUGGCUACACUCGAGGCCGCUGCCGCCGAAGAGAAGGCGACUGAGGAGGCCAACGUCAACAAGACCCUUCCAGGGCCUCCCGUACCGUCUGGAAAGCAGAAAGACCUGCUCGCACUGCCAAGUCGAGCUCGAGCGGACCUGUUCUUCGCUGCUGACAAGCAGGAGCCUCCAAUGAAGGAGACCUCUCCUCUUCCAUCCGACCAGACACCUCCAACACCCGCCCUCGUCGCCGUCCCAUCGCGACGGAACGAGCUGCUGAAGACCGAAAGCGGUCUUGACGCCCUCGAGCGGCGCCUCCUCGCCGAAGUUGGCACCCGCAACUUCGAUUCACGACAUCACGCUCCGCGAGACCAGCCUCAUCCUGACGUGAGGAGCGUCCUGCCCAUCGAUACCGCGCUCGAGGCACCCAGCCGACCGAUCCCUAUCCCAGUGAAGAGCCCCGAACCGCUCAACGACUCCGCGAUCUCGAGCUUGACGCUCGCAGGUGGACUGGGUGGCGGAGACGACUCAGAUGGCGAGUUUGAUGGACGGACGCAUAGGGCGGGGCGGUCGAGGAACGGUGGGUCGGGCGAUGAGGGCGAGGUCGGGUUGUUUGUGGGUAGUGCGGGCAGGAGUCCUGAUGCGGGCUCUAUGGGGCUACACAUGCAUAUGCAUAUGCGAGAGAGGGCGGAGGGCAGCACGCCGACGAAGACGUCGAAGAAGGAGAGGGAGAAGACCAAGUCGGACGCUGAAGGCAAGUCGGACAAGGAGAAGGAGAAGAAGGAAGGCAAGACGAGUGGCAAGAAGAAGGACCGCUCGAGCACCAAGUUCGCUGGGAAGGGCCGCGUCGCAGCCUGGCUGGGCGGUAUCGACCCAGACGUCCCGCCACAAGAGCAGAUCAUCCCUCCCAGCCCGAGUGUCGUCCGUGGUCCAAACUUCACGCUUCUCGACGACGACCCGGAAGAGGAUAACUUCCCGUCUCCUGUACCUCUUAUCACACCUGUAGAACGUCAGCCAGUGCCUGAAGCCGAGGCGGACCCCUCCAAAGACGUUUCUGCCCCUCCAAAUCCUCGCUCGUCAGGCUUCGUGCCCAUCGCGAGGUUGAAGAGAGACACGAUACGUGGCCGCCCACUCGUCACACGCGAUGCAACAGUCGUAGAGGAGGCGAGGAAAGUGCAAAAUCUGUGGUCCGACGCUUCAGUUGCUGGGUCUGCUUCUGCUCCUCCAGGCCUUCCUUCACCUCGACAGGACGAGCACACCACGCCCAAGAUCCCCGCACAGACGCCUGGCUACGCUCUCAAAUCUCCCUUCGUCAUCGCACCGACAGCGCGCCCCCAGUCGAUCAGGACGGAUCGGAGGGUGUCGCCUCCGUCUGCGCGCCCGAACCCGAUUCCGGGAUCGACUACGAACCUGAGGCUGUACGCCAACGUCAUUCUAAACUCAAGCGCCGCCAACGCAGAUCCGAACCCACAUUCACAUUCAGACAAAUACUCGCAGCCGAAUACCAGCCCGAACCCGAAUCCGAGUCCCGCGGACCCGAGCUCCAGCUCGAAGCCAAGCACGGGUACAAGCAGGCCUGUGCUACCGUUAUCCUACUCAGCAGCUGCGAAGGCCGUAUGGAAGGCACCUCCACCUCUGCCCGCCAAGGACCACGCUUUGUCUGCCUACCCACCUGCCUCGGCCUCAACCCCAGCAGCCCAAGCAUCUUCGUUGUCAGUGCAGAACAAGCCGCAUCCCCAAGCCAAGCUACCCUCCUUCCCGCCUCUCGACCCAGAGGUCAAGUACGACAUCCGCUCUGCGCGUGGCGGGCGGGGCGGGAAGGUCACAUCCGUGGCGAACUUGUGGGCGAGCGGGGCGAUCCCUGGGCUUGUUGGUUCCAAUGGAAAUGCGAAUGGUGUCGGGAGAGUAGAGUUUGGGAGGGUGAAGGAUGGUGGUGGUGUACAGGGGAAGAGGUUGAGCGCUGUUGAGGAGGGUAAAGUCCCUUCUGCCUCCGCCUCGGCGUCUGCGUCUGCUGGGAAAAGUGCGAAUGCCGCAGUAGCGACUGCGAAGCCUAAACCCCCACCCCCUCCAGCAGCACCCAAGCCAGAGAAGAAGCUCUUCUCAGCAGCUGUUAUGACGCCUCCACCUGCUCGCUCUGUUCCUCCUCCUUUCGCAUCGUCAGCGACGAAACCCGCUGCUCCUCCUCCUGUUGCGCCAAAACCACAACAACAUAACCCAGAAGCUCAGAAACGGCCAGACUCGAGGAACCUGUUCUCAGCUCCUUCUCCGCCAUCUUCGUCUUCGGCGGCAGUUGCGGCGGCCAGUAAGCCAGCGCCUCCGCCUCCACCUGGUGUGAAGAGAGUGCCUUCGAUGACCCGCCUCCAACCCACCACAAACGGUUUAUAUCCUUCAUCUAAGCCCCCCAGCCGGUCAACAAGCGGCAAAAUCACGCCCACCGACGGGGUUGGCAAACCUUCCUCCAAACCUCCCCUAUUGACACCAAACGUCAAACCUCCCAUCGCAGCGCUCAACCUCCGCUUCAAAGCCGGCGACCCGGCGGUGGUGUCCUCCUCGCACGCAGUGCCCACGUUGUCGUCUACAGCUUCGUUGGCCCGACCAAAUCCGAGGCCGACGUCGGGGUUGGGUCUACCGAAGCCUAAGUUGAGUGUACCCCCGCUUGUGGCGUCGACGUCUCUAGGAGGAGUGGCGAAGGCAAGUGGAGAUGCGAGGGUGGAUGGUGGGGGUAAGGUUGUGGGUAAGGCGGUGCUAGGCCCGGGGCUGGGCAAGGUGGAAGAGCACAAAGAGGUGCAAGGAGAGAGGCCGCCCUCCCCUUCCAAGCCUAAUAAUGAUCUGGCGUUCGGGCAGGCGAGGCUUCGGGAUUUGAUUCGGAAGUACCAGGGCGUCAAUGGGCCGCCUCAGCGCGCAUGA